UAAUCCUUUAGUGGAAUUACGAUUUGGUUGCCAUAUUCAAAGAUCCAAAUAUAGACGGUUACUAUAUCACAGCAAAUCAAUAUAAGAAACAUCGUAACGACAACGAUCUUCUUCAACCAGGAGUCUUAUGGAGAACUUAGCUGAUUAUAUUCGGGAAGAACUUCAAUGUCGAGACUGGAGGAUAUGCUCAUCUUUGUCAUGGCUUCCAAGGUUAUGAUAAACAACUGAUUUGCAAAAUAAUAAAAUCGGUUUUGGACGUCUUUAUGUAAACCCGCAAAGGAUGAUAGGAAGAGAAAGUGUCUUGUCAUCAUUCCGGAUUAGACAUCCAUCAYUAGAGUGACAUUCAACGUGUUCCGGAAGAAAAGUGUCGUUCAAAAUCAUCCAACUUCAUUAAGUGUAGUAACCACCGAGAAUAAGCCAUCACUGAGUCAGUUUUCACUGGGCUAUCGGACAGAAUACAACGUUCACUGAAAUCUUUGAAUGGGGAGAAGGUUUCAUUCAUUUGAAAGAGCGCUUGGCUUGAUGCAAUAGUGAUACGUACGACAUGUCUCCAAGUCCUUACAACACAAGUAACAACACUGUAAAUCAGUUGCCUCCUCUGCAAGAAUCCAGUGCAACUGAUACAAUUGUGUUUCUGCUGUUUUGCCUUUCUUUAUCAAUUGUUAUCAUCGCGGGAAACGGUCUGAUUGUAUUGGCGUAUCGAACUAAUACCCGGCUUAGAAAUAAAGCUAAUACAUUCCUCGUUAGCUUGGCUGUGUCAGACAUUCUCGUUGGCAUUGUUUCACUUCCAUGUUGGGUCGUAGUUCAGCUACUUGGAGUUUCAGGAGUAUUUUAUAUCAUUUUUAUCGGGUUUGAUAUUUUUAGCGGUCUGACUUCCGUUUUACACCUCACCGCCAUAAGCAUUGAACGAUUUAUAGCAAUUUCCAAGCCUUUUCUUUAUCCAACGCUGUCAAGCAUUUAYUACAAAUGUACAUUAUCAAUAGCUUGGGCUUCAGCAGCACUUCUAGCGGGUCUGUACAUUGUACUACAACUCUACGGCAUGCAAAAAAACUACGUACCAGCGGUGUUACUCAUUGGUUUUCUCGGACCACUUUUUAUCAUAUGUUCAAUGUAUUGCAGAAUCUUCAUWAUCGCAAAGUCGUUGAUUCAAAAAGAACCAACGGUGAAGGAGGCAGAGGAGUUAUCGCAAGCAGAAAAACCACGUAAGAAAAACGCGGUGAAGAAAGAACACAAAGUAGCGGUGACAGUACUUAUUAUAACUGGUCUGUUCUUCGCUGCCUGGCUGCCRCAYUAUGUGCUGCUUACGUUAGGAGCUACUUGCUGGCCAGGGUGUUUUCCGAGCUCUGGAAAAGACGUAGCAAGAAUCGUAGCCUUCAGCAAAUGGAUGCACUAUGGCAACAGCGCCGUCAACGUUUUUGUCUAUUCGUUUCGUGACUUAGAAAUGCGUAGAACAUUUGCUCGSCUUCUGUAUAAUCGACUUACAAGAAUAUGCAUUAGGCUUAAUACUGACGUUGAUGACUACGGUUUUUCAACUGUUUGAACAGCGAUUUGUGAGAGGGGAAAAAACCCUGAUAUUUGCUUUAAACUGUAAACAAUGAAGUCUUUUGUAUACAGAAGUGAUGUCACUCCAUCGUAAAACAGAGGACAUAAUAAAAUUUGCUGUUUUUUCUUUUUCAAAACAUACUCCUGUACUUCCUCCCGCUCCAUAAAUAAACAUAAAGACGAAAAAGACUUAGCUGGCUUAUACUUAAAAACAUUGAUCGCGUUUUAUUUUUCUUGCUUUUUUUCUUAUAAUGUGCAUAUCUAGUAGAUUAUGACUAGUUUUGUUCAAAAAGUCAAAAUUUGAAUCAAUAAAAGUAAUUUAACGCUGAUGGUAUCUGUGUUCAUUGC
Molecule: messenger RNA, 1890 nt
Organism: Exaiptasia diaphana
Lineage: Eukaryota; Metazoa; Cnidaria; Anthozoa; Actiniaria; Aiptasiidae
Product: D(1B) dopamine receptor
Exons: 3
Coding region: 545-1540 (331 amino acids)
Biological process (GO): chemical synaptic transmission; G protein-coupled receptor signaling pathway, coupled to cyclic nucleotide second messenger
Cellular component (GO): dendrite; membrane
Molecular function (GO): neurotransmitter receptor activity; G protein-coupled serotonin receptor activity
Source: RefSeq, a predicted model, not a curated record